Messenger RNA from Dendronephthya gigantea, 878 nucleotides. RefSeq lists its product as uncharacterized. The transcript is spliced from 5 exons. The record is from RefSeq and is a predicted model, not a curated record. Lineage: Eukaryota; Metazoa; Cnidaria; Anthozoa; Malacalcyonacea; Nephtheidae. The coding region runs from base 176 to 772 and encodes 198 amino acids.
UUCGAUAACUUCGGUUGUCAUAAAAAUUAUACUUAUAAAUACAACUAAAAAACGCCAGUUUUUUGCUCUUUAGAAAAGGAAACAUGUAGUUAUCAUAUUAUCAAGAUGCUUGUUGUGCAUUUAACGGCUGUAUACGGAAUGGAAAGAAAAAUUUGUUGUUAAACUUUCAAACUGAAUGGCUCCAACUGAUGCUACUUUACCACCAACAGUUGAUGAAGAUGAUAGUCUUCCAACAGCAGGAAUUAUUUUUAUUGCCAUUGGUGCUUAUAUUGUCAUUUUCACCCUUGGCAUAUUAAUACGGCAAUGUUUACUGGCAAGAGGCUUAAGCAUUUGUCCUGAAUGGGUGCACGAGAUGUGUUGUACAACAUGUGCUUGUAUGUCCUGUGUUGGUAUCGCUCACUGUGCAGAACUUUGUGAUUUCAAUGUUCCAACAAAACGUUCAUGUCUUGAUUGCUGUUGUCCAACAAAAGAGAGAUGUGAUGAAAUGUUCUGUUGUUGUAUGAACCAAUUGCCUGGUGGAACAUUGUGUGAUGAUUGUGCAGGACCAGAAUGUCAGUGUGGAGACUGCAAUUGUGCUUGCAACUGUCAAUUACCUGAAUGCAAUUCCAUCAACUGUAUUUGUUUUGAGAUACAACUAAAGCAACCUGGAUAUUCAGGGAAUGCCCAGGCUAAUUCAGGCUACUAUGGACAAUAUCCAGGACAAAAUGUAGCAUAUCCUGGUCAAAAUAUCAAUUAUGGGCAGCAACUGUCACAUACCAACCCACAAGCCUGAGAGGACAGAACAUAAACUUACUGUAAUUAACUUAGAACCACAAUUAAUACUCUACACAUCCUUGAAACAAUAUGGUUGGGAAGGAACCAUCUCACCCUAGUUCCAA